Messenger RNA from Perkinsus marinus ATCC 50983, 733 nucleotides. RefSeq lists its product as hypothetical. The record is from RefSeq and is a predicted model, not a curated record. The transcript has 7 exons. Lineage: Eukaryota; Perkinsozoa; Perkinsida; Perkinsidae. The coding region runs from base 25 to 723 and encodes 232 amino acids.
UUACCAUUUUCAUACCAUAACGUGAUGGACUCCCGAGAGUAUUUGGCACAUCUCCGUAUGCUGCAGAAAAAGCUCAAUACUUUCCGUGACCAGCUUCUCAGGAUGGACUUAUUAUCAAUCACACGAAUUUCCGGCGCCGGCUUCGACAUUGAAGGGGACAGUGGGGCACCACAGCAGACCGAGCCGUCGACGCUGCAGAAACAGGCAUACUGGGAGGCACUCCUACAGAAGAUGAGCAAUCUCAUAACUACGUUGAAGCAAAUUCAAACUGCUAUGCAUAGGGACUUCUACUUGUUGGGUGUAGCGCCGGGGUCGCAUAUCUACAUGAGCCCGGCUGCAGUGCCCGAGAUGCUGAAGUUGCCAGGGAGAGCUGAGUAUAAAGCCGGGCCUACAGGGGAGACUACAAUUUCGAGUAAUGUGAGUAAACGGAAAGCUCGGGAGGCUGAGAGGGCCAAAAGUGAUGAGGAGGCACCUGAGGUAAAACGGCAGAAGAUGGAGAGGAAAAUAGACCUGUACAACAGAGCGAUGGAUAAGGUCAUUAGCAACACUAUAGAUGCUGUCGAGGAGAGCUCAGUGCCAAUACGACCAACGGCACCAUCAGCGACCAAGAGCGAGCCUGAGGAAGGCGAGGUCGCAGUGAAGGGCCGGGGUGUUCGUGUAGAGGAUGUUGUGAAAAUGUUGACGACGAUGACAAGUGCUGAGCGGCAGAGACAUAUGCGAUGAAUGUUUCUAC